ACUGUAACCUUACAGAACUUCAAUGUGCCUCGCCGCUCAGUUAGACACAUGUCAGCUCUUGUAUUGACAGCACGUUAAAAUUCCAUUGUAACGUAUUUAUUCCUGCUCUAUGCGGAUUGCAAUUGGUAAUAUUUGCCAAAGCUUCGUCUGGACCAUCGAACGGCAUUGGAAUAUUUAGAUAGCAACGAACACUUCUGAAGCAAAUAUUACGCAUGAUUUGUAUCAUAAUUUUAAAAAAGCUGAAGGAAGCUGAACUAAUUAGACUGGCUAAUUACAUCUACUAACGAUGAUCACUAUAUUGUCGAUAUUAUCUAUCUUUAUCAUAUUGGUAUAUAAUUAUUACGUACAUUAUCGACAAAAUGGACGACUUAUCAAUCGUAUACCAGGACCACCAGGUUAUCCGAUUGCUGGAAAUAUUGUGAAAUUUAUAGGUUAUUCACGAGAAGAAUUAUGGAAGACUGUGAUGAAUCUAUUUGAUCAAUACUAUCCCAUUUAUAAAAUUUGGGCAUUUUAUCUUCCGAUUGUAUUUAUACGUCAUCCAGAUGAUCUAAAGAUAAUAUUAAGCAGUCCAAAGCACAUCAAUAAAAGUAUGUUUUAUGAUAUUUUAUAUCCUUGGUUGCGCACUGGUCUUUUUAUUAGUUCAGGCGCCAAGUGGCAUUCACAGCGGAAAAUAUUAUCUCCGGCAUUUCAUUUUAAUAUAUUACAGCAAUUUCUUGAGAUUUUGACUGAGGAAGGCGAAAAUAUGAUAAAGUCAUUAAAAAAUACGGAAGGCUCAUUUGUAAAAGAUUUAAUACCAUUUGUUAACGAAUAUACGCUGAAUACAAUAUGCGAAACUGUUAUGGGCACUUCUUUACGAAAUAUUGAUGAAAAUCAACAACGAAAAUAUCGAGAAGCGAUUCAUCAGAUGCAGGAAUUAUUUAUAUAUAGAUUAUUAAGGCAGUGGCUGCAUAACGAUUGGAUAUUUUCAUUGGUGUCAAAAGGCAGAGAGCAAAGAGAAGUUAUAAAAAUAUUACAUGGAUUUACUGAUCAAAUUAUUGAGGAGAGGAAACUUUAUCAUGAACGCACCAAUAAUCGAUUCUUAAAAAACCUUGAUAAUUUUACAAAGGCAGAGGCAGAUGAUGCAGAAAUGAUUGGAAGUACGUAG
This is a messenger RNA of Wasmannia auropunctata (little fire ant), 1144 nucleotides long. RefSeq names its product cytochrome P450 4C1-like. NCBI's taxonomy places the organism in Eukaryota, Metazoa, Arthropoda, Insecta, Hymenoptera, Formicidae. Gene Ontology annotation, molecular function: heme binding; monooxygenase activity; iron ion binding. The transcript is spliced from 8 exons. The record is from RefSeq and is a predicted model, not a curated record. Bases 287 to 1144 code for a protein of 285 amino acids.